Messenger RNA from Chelonia mydas (Green sea turtle), 3823 nucleotides. It is a transcript of the gene SLA2, whose product is annotated as Src like adaptor 2. Bases 2082 to 2882 code for a protein of 266 amino acids. The transcript has 8 exons. The record is from RefSeq and is a predicted model, not a curated record. Lineage: Eukaryota; Metazoa; Chordata; Testudines; Cheloniidae. Gene Ontology annotation, molecular function: protein binding.
CGGAGGACGCCCCCUGUGAGCAGCGACGGAGCCUGGCGCCUGUCUGCACCAGAGCUUCAGCAAGGGAGCGGCUGGAACCAGCGAGCAGAAUGGCCUGUGGCUAGGGGCUUGGCAAGGAGCCAGCACUGCUGGGACUCGGGGCCCUGCGUGAGUUGGGGGGUUCUCGUGAAUUGCCCCAAUGCCCAGCAGGCCACUGGCUGGCGGCUGUGCGUGCUCAGAGCUCCCAGGCACCGUCACACAGUUUCCAUGAAGCUGCCUCCUCCUCUCCAGCGUAAGCACGUGGGCUGGAGUGUGGUGAUGGCACCGUGACACGCAGGCUAGUGUCGGUGCUGGGGCAGAUAAGAUCUCCUGCACUGCAGCCGGGAGCUGAGCAGCCCUGCACAGCAGCCACAGCCCAGCGUGCCGACUUGCUUGGAACCAGCCCACUGUUUUUCCACUGACGGGGGGGUUAUCGCUGCCCUGAGCCCGGGGCAAUUGCCCAUCAGUCAGGAGUACUGUGCCCGUGCCUCCUGCCUGCCCCUUCCUCCCCGCUGGAGCAGCAUGGCGUGUGCGUUACAGUGGAGGCUCUGCACCCAGAGUGCCCUGCUUCAGGCCAGAGCUGGGGGCAGGACCAAAGCACGAGGGGGCUAUCAGACGGGCAGGAGGGCUCAAACACGGAAUCUGGUUAGGGAGCGAGCUGUUAGCGGGUAAUAAAUGGGUAAUUGACCCCAUGCGCCCAAGGCCAGCUGGUCACAGCUGGUCCAGGGGUCUUCACGCUGCCCUGCCUGGCACUGCACAGAGCGGCUGACCCCUGUGCCAAGCCAGCGUGAAGCACGGGAGCGAGGGGAGGCCGCUCAAGGAGCAUUUCCACCUGCUUUGUAUGGGGGCCAGCAGGAGCCAGUCAGCAGCCUGGCUCUCUGUGCCCUCCCUGGGCUUUCCUGCUUGGGCAGGCGGGCUGGACUGGUGAGGAGCCAAGGGGCUAAAUGCCUGCAAGGUUAUUUUAUACGCGCACCAGGAAACCAAGGGGCUGUUUGAAACUUUUGGGUGUAUGUGCAAAUGCCUGUACAUGAGUGGGUGUGUUCAGAUGUCUGUACCUGUACUGGGGGGAGGGGUUCAGUCACACAUGGGGGGGAGUUUAGGUGUACAUACCUGUACGGGAGGAGGGGUUCAGGUGUGUGUACCUGUACGGGGAGGGGGGGGGGUUUCAGAUGUGCAUGCCUGUAGAUGUGUGUGUGUUUAAACCCCGAGUCCAGUCCCGGGGAGGAAUUCACCAGCUGGCUGGUGCCGACAGCUCCGGACCAGCCAUGUUCUCAAGGCUGGCUCCAGAGGAAGGGUGUCUUGCCCCUGCACCCUUCCCCAGUACCCCCAGCCAGCAUCAGCAGAUAUGGGUCUGGUCCCAUUCACAGGGACACCUGUCCCAUGGAAACAGGAUGCUGUAAGCAGCUGCUCUCUGAGCAGAAACAGAAAUGAGCACGCCAGCCUCCUCUCCAGCACUUGCGCACAUCACAGGAAAUGUGAACGGGUCGCCAGCUCCCGCCUGUCGCACACCUCACACUCAUGCUCAGCAAUAAGCUACGCAGAAGUUUCUAGUACCAGAGGACAGCGGCACCUAGGAGAGAGACACAGGCUUGCUGCCAGGGGGGUUCUGAACAGCAUAAUCCAGCAGCUGGGAGAGCCUGCAGUGGUGGGCUCUGCGCUGCACAGGGGAGCCAGCAGCUGGGAGAGCCUGCAGUGGUGGGCUCUGCGCUGCACAGGGGAGCCAGCAGCUGGGAGAGCCUGCAGUGGUGGGCUCUGCACUGCACAGGGGAGCCAGCAGCUGGGAGAGCCUGCAGUGGUGGGCUCUGCACUGCACAGGGGAGCCAGCAGCUGGGAGAGCCUGCAGUGGUGGGCUCAGAGGAAUCCUGGUGCCUCCCUGUGUGCAGGUGGAUUUUGCCCAGCACUGGAGUGACUCCUGCCCUAGGCAGCCUGCCGUAGCAGGAGGGGCGCCACUGCAGACUCAGCACAGCAUCUGCCAAGCUCUGAGGAGCCCCGUCGCGUCUUCGUUGAGAUGAGAGUCAAAAGGUCAGAGCUGUUUGCUGAGGCCCCACUGGUGCCCAGGAGUGAUGGGAAGUUUGCCCAGCAGGACGAAGCAGCUUGUCAUUCAGUCCAGCCCAGCUGCUGCCAUGCAGGCCACUGCCCCCGUGCAGACAGGUCUGAACAGCUACAUGGCAGUUGCCUUGUGCUCUUUCCCCGCGGGUGGGGAGGUGGAGACCAUCCUGAGACCAGGAGAGCAGCUGAACGUCCUCUCUGAGGAUGGGGAAUGGUGGAACGUGGUGUCGCUAGCCACCGGCAAGGAGUGUUCGGUCCCCAGCAGCCACGUGGCGAAGGUGUGGCACAGGUGGCUGUAUGAGGGCGUUAGCCGGGAGAAAGCCGAGGAACUGCUGCUUCUGCCAUGCAACCGCAGCGGUUCCUUCCUGAUCCGGGAGAGCCAGACCAGGCAAGGCUGCUACUCCUUGUCGGUCAGGCACACCAACCACUCCUCCUGGGACGCCGUCAAACACUAUCGCAUCAACCGCCUGGAGAACAGCUGGCUCUACAUCGCCCCACGCCUCACCUUCCCCAGCCUGCAGGCCCUGGUGGACUAUUACUCCGAAAUCGGGGAUGGGUUGUGCUGCCUCCUCAAGGAGCCGUGCUUCACCCAAGGAGCCGUGCGAGCCCCAGCCCAGAACCUGGCGCCACCUGUGGUCAUCAAGAAAUCGGCUCUCAACUGGCAGGAGCUCGACAGCUCGGCCCUGUUAUCGGAGGCUCCGCCCACAGAGGGGGAGUCCCCAGUCAGCCUGGGCCUGCGGGAAGCCAUCAGCUCCUACCUCUUUCUGACGGAAGAGCUGCCCCCGGAGAAGGGCAGUCUGUGGAAGAGCACCUGAGGGUGCCGUACCCAGCACAUGGCACCAGGGACUGCGGGGCUGCAGUCUCAGCCAACCAAGCUGCUUCCCCUGCCCCUGGACUUUCACCCCACACACGCACCAUAUAAAUUAUUUCCCUUCUGCAAAGUAAUUUAUUGCAGCACCACUGCUCUGAGCUGUCCCCCGGCUGGCCUUGUCUCAUGCUUCCACCCAGCUGGGUGGCUGGUUGGGUGGGGAGGUCUUGGUGCUUUGGGUCUGACUCAGGCCCAGCUGGGCCUGGAUCCACUGCUCACCACAAGGAACCUAGCACCUGCUGCUCGGGGUCACUCUCUCACCUCCAGUGCUGGAGGCUUUGGCCGAGUAAGCUGCUGCCUGGAAAUCCCAGCCUGCAGGCAGCCUCUGAGGGCACCUUACCGGGCCCAGCACCCUGGGUCCAGUGGCCAGAUGGAAAGGACUUGCUCGGAAGAGGAGUUUUUGGUGAAUUAUAAUGCACAGAGGCCCUGUUAUGUGCUGUGUGUAAGAGAGUUCGAUGCCAGUGAAGGUGACGGACUGGCCCUGCCUAACACUGAAUAUAACAGACAGCGAUGGGCCAGAAUCAGCCUGCGCCCCUCAGUCCUGACCUGCAUGGUCCAUGCACAGCUCUGCCGACUCUGGCCUCACGGGCCCUCCGAGCACCAGCAAGGGCUAGGGUUUGCACAGAGAGCUGGGGCCAUCGCCAACUGCACGCUCCCAUGUGUCUGAUGUCAGCCUGUCAUCUUGCGCCUGCAGCAGCGAAAGACAAGUCUCUCUCCGCACCUGGUGCAGAGACAAGCUCCCCUAAAGCCAGGCCAUGCAGCCCUGUAAAACACUGGCCUGGCCCAAACAGUUCAUAAACUAGAGGUGCCAUGAGCCUGAGGCCAGGAAAUGGCCCCCAACUACUGGGCUGUAUCUGUCAACUGAAAUAAAAUGCAAAUAUUGAAUAA